CCACAGCCUCCUACUGAAAGGUGAUACUUUGGAGGCUGGGUUCCCUUAGUCACCCUGUGGGCACUUGUGAGACUAGAUGAGAAUGGAGCUGGUGGCCGUGUCCCCAGUGUCGGUGUCUGAAUGGUCUUGCUUCUCUUUUUAACCUGCCUGGUUUUUUCCUGCCUGACGUUUUCCUGGUUAAAACUCUGGGGGACAAUGACAGACUUCAAGCCACUCAGCAGCAGUAAGGAGGAAGCGAGUCUUCUUUCAAGCGAGGAAUCAGACAGGUCAGCGGAGCCCCUGCAAAAACAUGGCGACUGCAGCAAUCUGGACACUCCGGACCAGGAGAAGCCAGCCUCCCACAGAGGCCCCAGAGAUGCCAGUUGUCAGAACUCCCUGCCCCCCUCACACCAGAAGCCUCCAAGGAAUCCACUGUCUUCCAAUGACACCUGGCCCUCCCCAGAACUCCAAACCAAUGGGACAGCAGCCCAAGGCUCAGAAGUCCCAGGUACCAAUGGUUUAUCCUCUCCUGCCAGGCCUCCAGGCCAGCAAGCCAAACCCCCCUCCAGAGAGGACAAGAAACAGGCACACAUCAAGAGACAGCUGAUGACCAACUUUAUCCUGGGCUCCUUCGAUGACAACUCCUCUGAUGAGGACCCCAGUGCUGGCUCCUUCAGGGAUUCUCCCCGGAAGGGCAGCAGGCCCAGCCUGGGCACCCUGUCUCUGGAGGCUGCACCAAACUCAAGUGACCCUGAGUCCCACACACCCACUAUGAGACCCAGCAUGUCCGGACUCCACCUGGUGAAGAGAGGCCGUGAACAUAAGAAACUGGACCUGCACAGAGAUUUCACUGUCGCGUCCCCAGCUGAGUUUGUCACCCGCUUUGGGGGCAACAGGGUCAUCGAGAAGGUGCUCAUUGCCAACAACGGCAUUGCUGCGGUCAAGUGUAUGCGCUCCAUCCGCCGCUGGGCCUAUGAGAUGUUCCGGAAUGAACGUGCCAUCCGGUUUGUGGUCAUGGUGACCCCUGAGGACCUUAAAGCCAAUGCAGAGUACAUCAAAAUGGCGGAUCAGUAUGUUCCUGUCCCGGGAGGACCCAACAACAACAACUAUGCCAACGUGGAGCUGAUCAUAGACAUCGCUAAGAGAAUCCCUGUGCAGGCCGUGUGGGCUGGCUGGGGCCAUGCUUCGGAAAACCCCAAACUUCCGGAGCUGCUGCGCAAGCACGAGAUUGCUUUCCUAGGUCCCCCCAGUGAGGCCAUGUGGGCCCUGGGAGAUAAGAUCGCCUCCACCAUCGUAGCCCAGACAUUGCAGAUCCCAACCCUGCCCUGGAGCGGAAGUGGUCUCACAGUGGAGUGGACGGAGGACAGCCGGCAGCAGGGCAAAUGCAUCAGUGUCCCAGAAGAUGUCUAUGAGCGAGGCUGUGUGAAGGAUGUGGAUGAAGGCUUGGAGGCAGCCGAAAAGGUUGGAUUUCCACUGAUGAUCAAAGCCUCCGAAGGCGGCGGAGGGAAGGGCAUCCGCAAGGCUGAGCGAGCAGAGGACUUCCCCAUGCUCUUCAGACAGGUGCAGAGUGAGAUCCCGGGCUCGCCUAUCUUUCUCAUGAAGCUGGCCCAGAACGCACGGCACCUGGAGGUGCAGGUCUUAGCGGAUCAGUACGGAAAUGCUGUGUCACUGUUUGGACGUGACUGCUCCAUCCAAAGGAGGCACCAGAAGAUUAUCGAGGAGGCGCCAGCCACCAUAGCUGCUCCAGCGGUGUUUGAGUUCAUGGAACAGUGUGCUGUCCUCCUGGCCAAGACUGUGGGCUACGUCAGUGCCGGGACGGUGGAAUACCUGUACAGCCAGGACGGCAGCUUCCACUUCUUGGAGCUAAACCCGCGCUUGCAGGUGGAACAUCCGUGCACUGAAAUGAUUGCAGAUGUGAACCUGCCCGCUGCGCAGUUGCAAAUCGCCAUGGGUGUGCCCCUGCACCGGCUGAAGGACAUACGGCUUCUGUAUGGAGAAUCUCCCUGGGGAGUGACCCCCAUUUCUUUUGAGAGCCCUCCGAGCCCUCCCAUUGCCCGAGGUCAUGUCAUUGCAGCCAGGAUCACCAGUGAAAACCCGGAUGAGGGUUUUAAGCCAAGCUCCGGGACAGUCCAGGAGCUGAACUUCCGCAGCAACAAGAAUGUGUGGGGCUACUUCAGUGUGGCGGCUGCCGGAGGCUUGCAUGAGUUUGCCGAUUCCCAGUUUGGGCACUGCUUCUCCUGGGGCGAGAACCGUGAAGAGGCCAUUUCCAACAUGGUAGUGGCUUUAAAGGAGCUGUCCAUUCGGGGUGACUUCCGGACCACUGUGGAAUAUCUGGUGAACCUUCUGGAGACCGAGAGCUUCCAGAACAAUGAUAUCGACACGGGGUGGCUGGACCAUCUCAUCGCUGAGCGGGUGCAGGCAGAGAAGCCAGACAUCAUGCUCGGGGUGGUGUGUGGGGCCUUAAACGUGGCGGACGCGAUGUUCAGAACCUGCAUGACGGAUUUCUUGCACUCCCUGGAAAGGGGUCAGGUCCUCCCGGCUGAUUCUCUGCUGAACAUUGUGGAUGUUGAGUUGAUUUACGGAGGCAUUAAGUACAUUCUCAAGGUGGCCCGGCAGUCCCUGACUGUCUUCGUUCUCAUCAUGAACGACUGCCACAUCGAGAUUGAUGCCCACCGGCUGAACGACGGGGGGCUGCUCCUGUCCUACAACGGCAGCAGUUACACCACGUACAUGAAGGAAGAGGUGGACAGUUACCGGAUCACUAUCGGCAAUAAGACGUGUGUGUUUGAAAAGGAGAACGACCCCACAGUCCUGAGAUGCCCCUCGGCUGGGAAGCUGACACAGUACACAGUGGAGGAUGGAGACCACGUCGAAGCAGGGAGCAGCUACGCUGAGAUGGAGGUGAUGAAGAUGAUCAUGACCCUGAGUGUGCAGGACAGCGGCAGGGUGAGGUACGUCAAGCGCCCAGGGGCCGUACUGGAGGCCGGCUGUGUGGUGGCGAGGCUGGAACUCGAUGACCCUUCAAAAGUGCAUGCGGCACAGCCAUUCACAGGGACACUGCCUGCCCAGCAGACCCUGCCCAUCCUCGGGGAGAAGCUGCACCAGGUGUUCCACAGCGUCUUAGAAAAUCUGACCAACGUCAUGAGUGGCUACUGCCUGCCCGAGCCGUUCUUCAGCACAAAGCUGAAGGAGUGGGUCCAAAAGCUCAUGAUGACACUCCGGCACCCAUCCCUACCUCUCCUGGAGCUGCAGGAGAUCAUGACCAGCGUGGCAGGCCGCAUCCCAGCACCCGUGGAGAAGGCCGUCCGCAGGGUGAUGGCCCAGUAUGCCAGCAACAUCACUUCAGUGUUGUGCCAGUUCCCCAGCCAGCAGUGCUGGGCCUCAGGCAUGCUAGGCAAGCACUCUACCACUGAGCUACACCCCGAGCUCCUGAAGAUAGCCACCAUCCUGGACUGCCACGCCGCCACGCUGCAGCGGAAGGCAGAGCGCGAGGUCUUCUUCAUGAACACACAGAGCAUCGUGCAGCUGGUCCAGAGGUACCGCAGCGGGACCCGUGGCUACAUGAAGACCGUGGUGCUGGACCUACUGCGGAAGUAUCUGAAUGUGGAACAUCAUUUCCAGCAAGCCCACUAUGACAAGUGUGUCAUCAACCUAAGGGAGCAGUUCAAGCCGGACAUGACCCAGGUGCUGGACUGCAUCUUCUCACACGCACAGGUGGCCAAGAAGAACCAGCUGGUGAUCAUGCUGAUAGAUGAACUCUGUGGCCCAGACCCCACCCUGUCAGACGAGCUGACCUCCAUCCUCAAUGAGCUCACGCAGCUGAGCAGGAGCGAGCACUGCAAGGUGGCCCUCAGAGCCAGGCAGGUCCUGAUUGCCUCCCACCUCCCCUCCUACGAGCUGCGACACAACCAGGUAGAAUCCAUCUUCCUGUCUGCCAUUGACAUGUACGGCCACCAGUUCUGCCCAGAAAACCUCAAAAAACUGAUACUUUCUGAAACGACGAUAUUCGACGUCCUGCCAACUUUCUUCUACCACGCUAACAAGGUCGUCUGUAUGGCGUCGCUGGAGGUUUAUGUGCGGAGAGGCUACAUCGCCUAUGAGUUAAACAGCCUACAGCACCGGGAGCUCCCAGAUGGCACCUGCUUUGUGGAGUUCCAAUUCAUGCUGCCGUCUUCCCACCCCAACCGGAUGGCCAUGCCUGUCACCGUCUCUAACCCUGACCUGCUCAGACACAGCACGGAACUCUUCAUGGACAGUGGCUUCUCCCCACUGUGCCAGCGCAUGGGGGCCAUGGUCGCCUUCAGGAAAUUUGAAGAGUUCACCAGGAACUUUGAUGACGUCAUCUCCUGCUUUGCCAACGUGCCUAAAGACACUCCCCUCUUCAGGAAGGCCUGCACCUCCCUGUAUGAGGAUGGCAAGAGCGUUCGAGAGGAGCCCAUCCACAUCCUGAAUGUGGCCAUCCAGUGCGCUGAGCACCUGGAGGACGACGCGCUGGUGCCAAUUCUCCGCACCUUUGUGCAGUCCAAGAAACACAUUCUCAUGGACUAUGGACUCCGAAGGAUCACAUUCCUUAUCGCCCAAGAGAGAGAAUUUCCCAAGUUCUUCACGUUCAGAGCGAGAGACGAGUUUGCAGAAGACCGGAUUUAUCGCCACUUGGAGCCUGCCCUGGCUUUCCAGCUGGAGCUGAGCCGGAUGCGCAACUUUGACCUGACCGCUGUGCCCUGUGCCAACCAUAAGAUGCAUCUUUACCUGGGUGCCGCCAAGGUGAAGGAAGGGCUGGAGGUGACCGACCACAGGUUCUUCAUCCGCGCCAUCAUCCGGCACUCGGACUUGAUCACCAAGGAAGCCUCCUUCGAGUACCUGCAGAAUGAAGGGGAGCGGCUGCUCCUGGAAGCCAUGGACGAGCUGGAGGUGGCGUUCAACAACACCAGUGUGCGCACCGACUGCAACCAUAUCUUCCUCAACUUUGUGCCCACUGUCAUCAUGGACCCGCUCAAGAUCGAGGAGUCAGUGCGAGCCAUGGUCAUGCGCUACGGCAGCCGGCUGUGGAAGCUUCGAGUGCUGCAGGCAGAGGUCAAGAUCAACAUCCGCCAGACGACAACAGGCAGUGCUAUCCCCAUCCGCCUGUUCAUCACCAACGAGUCUGGCUACUACCUGGACAUCAGCGUCUACAAAGAAGUGACUGACUCCAGAUCCGGAAACAUCAUGUUUCAUUCCUUCAGCAACAAGCAAGGAAGCCUGCAUGGCAUGCUCAUCAACACAGCCUACGUCACCAAAGAUCUGCUCCAGGCCAAGCGAUUCCAGGCGCAGUCCCUGGGGACCACCUAUGUGUAUGACUUCCCGGAGAUGUUCAGACAGGCUCUCUUUAAACUGUGGGGCUCCCCAGAAAAGUACCCCAAAGAUAUCCUGACAUACACAGAGCUUGUGUUGGACUCCCAGGGACAGCUGGUGGAGAUGAACCGGCUUCCUGGUGGGAAUGAGGUGGGGAUGGUGGCCUUCAAGAUGAGGUUUAAGACCCCGGAGUAUCCAGACGGUCGGGACGUCAUCGUCAUCAGCAAUGACAUCACCUUCCAAAUCGGCUCUUUCGGCAUAGAGGAGGACUUCCUGUAUCUGCGGGCAUCUGAGAUGGCCCGGGCAGAGGGCAUCCCCAAAAUCUACUUGGCUGCCAACAGUGGGGCCCGUAUGGGUCUGGCCGAGGAGAUCAAGCAGAUAUUCCAAGUGGCUUGGGUGGACCCAGAGGACCCCCACAAAGGAUUUAGAUACCUGUACCUGACGCCCCAAGACUACACCCAGAUCAGCGCCCAGAACUCCGUGCACUGCAAGCACAUUGAGGAUGAAGGUGAAUCCAGAUAUGUCAUCAUGGAUAUCAUAGGGAAGAGUGCCAACCUAGGCAUGGAGAACCUGAGGGGCUCAGGCAUGAUUGCAGGAGAGGCCUCCCUGGCUUACGAAGAAAUUGUCACCGUCAGCAUGGUGACCUGCCGCGCCCUCGGAAUUGGGGCCUACUUGGUGAGACUUGGCCAGCGGGUGAUCCAGGUGGAAAACUCCCACAUCAUCCUCACUGGAGCCAGUGCUCUCAACAAGGUCCUGGGAAGAGAGGUCUACACGUCCAACAACCAGCUGGGAGGUGUGCAGAUCAUGCACAACAAUGGGGUCUCCCACAUCACUGUGCCAGAUGACUUCGAGGGAGUCUGUACCAUUCUGGAAUGGCUGUCAUAUAUACCGAAGGACAAUCGCAGCCCAGUCCCCAUCAUCACUCCUACUGACCCCAUCGACAGGGAAAUUGAAUUCAUCCCAUCCAAAGCUCCCUAUGACCCCAGGUGGAUGCUUGCAGGGAGGCCUCACCCAACUCUGAAGAGUUCCUGGCAGAGCGGAUUCUUCGACCAUGGCAGUUUCAUGGAAAUCAUGGCACCCUGGGCUCAGACCGUGGUGACCGGACGAGCAAGGUUGGGGGGCAUCCCCGUGGGGGUGAUUGCCGUGGAGACUCGGACUGUGGAGGUGGCUGUUCCUGCUGACCCUGCCAACCUGGAUUCUGAAGCCAAGAUCAUCCAGCAGGCGGGCCAGGUGUGGUUCCCAGACUCUGCCUACAAGACAGCACAGGCCAUCAGGGAUUUCAACCGCGAGCACCUGCCCCUCAUCAUCUUUGCCAACUGGAGAGGCUUCUCGGGUGGCAUGAAGGACAUGUAUGAGCAGAUGCUGAAGUUUGGAGCCUACAUCGUGGACGGCCUCCGGCAGUACAAGCAGCCAAUUCUCACCUAUAUCCCGCCUUAUGCCGAGCUCCGUGGGGGCUCAUGGGUUGUCCUGGACUCCACCAUCAACCCCCUGUGCAUCGAGAUGUAUGCCGACAAAGAGAGUAGGGGCGGUAUUCUAGAGCCGGAGGGCACUGUGGAGAUUAAGUUCCGGAAGAAAGAUCAGGUGAAGACCAUGAGAAGGAUAGACCCGGUGUGCAAGAAGCUCGUGGCACAGCUGGGGACAGCCCAGCUCCCUGACAAGGACCGCAAGGAGCUGGAGGGCCAGCUGAAGGCCCGAGAGGACCUGCUGUUCCCCAUCUACCACCAGGUGGCAGUGCAGUUCGCCGACCUGCACGACACGCCCGGCCAGAUGCUGGAGAAGGGAAUCAUCUCGGACGUGCUGGAAUGGAAGACUGCACGCACCUUCUUAUACUGGAGGCUGCGCCGGCUGCUGCUGGAGGCUCAGGUGAAGCAGGAGAUUCUCCAUGCCAGCCCCGAGCUGAGCCAUGAACACACACAGUCCAUGCUGCGACGCUGGUUUGUGGAGACUGAGGGCCCUGUCAAGGCCUACCAGUGGGACAGCAACCAGGUGGUGGUCCAGUGGCUGGAACAGCACUGGUCAGCCAGGGACGGCCUGCGCUCCACCAUCCGUGAGAACAUCAAUUACCUGAAGCGGGACACUGUCCUCAAGACUAUCCAGAGUCUGGUUCAGGAAAACCCAGAGGUGACCAUGGACUGUGUGGCGUACCUGAGCCAGCACCUCAGCCCGGCUGAGCGGAUACAGGUGGCUCAGCUGUUGUCUACGAUGGAGAGCCCGGCUUCCCCCUGAGGUACUCUGGACCACGGGAACGGCCAUACGGCAGGCCUUCGCAGGACCCUGGGGCUUGUUUUGGGAAAACCCACAAAGCCAUCCUGAGCACUCUACAAAUGCAGCUGCUGUUCCUGACCAGCAUCUUCCUGGACAAAAGGCCCCUGUGGUUCUGCCGGGCAGGCACAGCCUCCCCUUCCCUGGGAACCCGAGGGUUUGUCCCAGUGGAUAACUCCGAGUAAACUGAACCAGGCACCCCGAGUUCUUGUGCUUUGCCUGGAAUGGGGGUCCAGUGUCUCGGCUCACUAUCUCAUCUCAAGGCGCUUGCACACUGGUUCACGCUCAGCAGCUCUUGUCCCUCAACAGAAUAAAUGUGCUAAAGAAAACACCAGAAAAGACCCAAGAAAACCUCUUUUUGUGACAAGGCUUAUCACGAUACUUAGUCAGCCAAGCAAGGGCAAAAACAAUUUCCUUUGUUCAAUUAAGAGAAUAAAAUGGCAUUUUGUUCUCCAAGUGGCCCUCCUGAGACAGGAAGACCGUCCUAUGGACGAGCUGGUUCCAAAGAUGAAGAGAACAAUGGGUUGGAUACUUGGUGUCCGGCAGAGCUGGAGGACUCCUCGUGGCUCAGCUCCCAGGCUCUGUUAGCCUUCUCUUCCCAAGUGGAGCAGGGACUGGACCCCAUGCCUCCUACAGAUUGGCCACCCUUUGGGUACCAAGUACCCUCCUGCCUGAGCACAGAGAAGCUGUCCCUAAACACAGCCAGUGUCGCCACUUCGCCCCUCCACUUCCUCAUCGUGUGCCUUGAUACCGUGGCGGGAGCCACUGGCUCUGGGGCUGUGCUGCAGGCACCCCGGAUUUGCUCACGAAGACUGCCAGCACCCGCAGGCCCCACAGCAGCAGGGUCUGAGAGAGAUAUUCUAUGCCAGUGACAGAGGCCGGGGAUGUCAGCCACCACCUACUGUCCUUCUGGGCAGUGUCUGAUGGCAUGGAGCAUCACCCCGGGCUGAGGCCACAGUCACCCAGGGAACCGGCUGCAAGCCAGGCUACUUGAGGUUCCCCAGGUUAAAAGAGAAAGGCCCAGCCACCAGCCAGUGACAGCCCUGGCAGCUGAGGGGGGCUGGGAGGAGUGGAGAUUCUGGGGGAUGAAGGGCUGUUCUGGGCAAGGCCCUCUUGGCGUUGGAGGAGAGCCCAGACUGUGAGUAGCUGCUGCCCUGACCGUCCACUUGAACUGAAGAGGCUGCCGGGAGAUCAACAAAAUAAACUAUUUUUUUGAAGGAA
Alexandromys fortis (reed vole) is the source of this 8793-nucleotide messenger RNA. RefSeq names its product acetyl-CoA carboxylase beta (gene Acacb). Lineage: Eukaryota; Metazoa; Chordata; Mammalia; Rodentia; Cricetidae. Gene Ontology annotation, cellular component: mitochondrion. The coding region runs from base 121 to 7536 and encodes 2471 amino acids. Gene Ontology annotation, molecular function: metal ion binding; ATP binding; acetyl-CoA carboxylase activity. The transcript is spliced from 54 exons. Gene Ontology annotation, biological process: fatty acid biosynthetic process. The record is from RefSeq and is a predicted model, not a curated record.